ACGAUCCUCUCCAACGUUGAGAAAGCACUUUUGAGAUUUGAAAAAUGGGUGACGAAGAUGUUGCAGCUUUGGUUAUAGAUAAUGGAUCUGGAAUGUGUAAAGCUGGUUUCGCCGGGGACGAUGCCCCUAGAGCAGUGUUCCCCUCCAUUGUGGGACGCCCUAGACAUCAGGGUGUGAUGGUUGGUAUGGGUCAGAAGGAUAGCUAUGUAGGAGACGAAGCUCAAAGCAAAAGAGGUAUUCUCACCCUCAAGUAUCCCAUCGAACACGGCAUUGUCACCAACUGGGACGACAUGGAGAAGAUCUGGCAUCACACUUUCUAUAAUGAACUACGUGUGGCUCCAGAAGAGCAUCCUGUCCUUUUAACCGAAGCCCCACUCAACCCAAAAGCCAACAGAGAAAAGAUGACACAGAUUAUGUUCGAAACCUUUAAUUCUCCCGCUAUGUACGUAGCUAUUCAGGCGGUUCUCUCUUUGUAUGCCUCUGGUCGCACAACUGGAAUUGUACUGGACUCAGGAGACGGCGUCACCCAUACAGUGCCCAUAUAUGAAGGAUACGCCCUUCCCCAUGCUAUUUUGAGAAUAGAUCUUGCUGGACGUGAUCUGACCGAUUACCUUAUGAAAAUUCUCACAGAACGCGGUUACUCUUUCACAACCACAGCUGAACGAGAAAUUGUCAGAGACAUAAAAGAGAAAUUAUGUUAUGUUGCUCUGGACUUUGAACAGGAAAUGGCAACAGCUGUAGCAUCAUCAUCCUUGGAGAAGAGUUACGAGCUCCCCGAUGGGCAAGUCAUUACCAUAGGGAAUGAGCGAUUCCGGUGCCCAGAAGCCAUGUUCCAACCUUCUUUCCUUGGAAUGGAGUCUGCUGGUUUGCAUGAAACAACAUACAACAGCAUCAUGAAAUGUGAUGUCGAUACCGCUAUGUACGUAGCUAUCCAGGCUGUUCUCUCCUUGUAUGCCUCUGGUCGUACAACUGGAAUUGUACUGGACUCUGGAGACGGUGUUACCCACACAGUUCCAAUUUAUGAGGGUUACGCCCUUCCACACGCCAUUAUGAGGUUGGAUCUUGCUGGACGUGAUCUAACCGAUUACCUUAUGAAAAUUCUGACAGAACGUGGCUACUCUUUUACAACCACUGCUGAGAGAGAGAUUGUUAGAGACAUUAAAGAGAAAUUAUGCUAUGUUGCUCUGGACUUUGAACAGGAAAUGCAAACAGCUGCAUCAUCUUCAUCUUUGGAAAAGAGUUACGAACUUCCCGACGGCCAGGUCAUCACUAUUGGCAACGAGCGAUUCCGGUGCCCGGAAGCCAUGUUUCAACCCUCUUUCCUUGGAAUGGAAGCUGCUGGUAUUCAUGAAACUACAUAUAACAGCAUCAUGAAAUGUGAUGUUGAUAUUCGUAAGGACUUGUAUGCAAAUACAGUAUUAUCUGGAGGUUCAACUAUGUACCCAGGUAUUGCUGACCGUAUGCAGAAGGAAAUCACCGCGUUGGCUCCGUCCACAAUGAAGAUCAAGAUAAUCGCACCACCAGAGAGAAAAUAUUCGGUCUGGAUUGGUGGUUCUAUCCUAGCUUCACUUUCCACUUUCCAGCAGAUGUGGAUUAGCAAGCAAGAAUAUGAUGAAUCCGGUCCUUCCAUUGUGCAUAGAAAGUGUUUCUAGGAGCUCCUGAACAUCAGCUAAAAAUCAUUACAUAUAUCAUGUACUUCUUUUACUUUAUAACUUAGGAAUGAAAUAUCAAUAAACUUUUAUCAACAUAGAAACAA
This is a messenger RNA of Saccostrea echinata, 1756 nucleotides long. RefSeq names its product actin-2-like. The transcript is spliced from 3 exons. NCBI's taxonomy places the organism in Eukaryota, Metazoa, Mollusca, Bivalvia, Ostreida, Ostreidae. The coding region runs from base 45 to 1652 and encodes 535 amino acids. The record is from RefSeq and is a predicted model, not a curated record.